CUCGUAUUCGUAAACUUGUUCCAGUCACGCAUUCAGUCAGUGUAGUUUAGGUAACGUUACCGUAUGUACGUUGUUAAUCGAAUGUGUUAAGUUGAAUCGUUUUCGUAUAAAGUAACCCCUGCAGGUGACCUUGUGUUGUCAAGUGAUAAAAAAGAACUGCGAAGAGAAGAAAAAAACUUUAAAAUGUCUGAUAAUACACAAGAUCUAAUAAAGGAGGCAGCGGCCGCGGCCGCUGUGAGUGGAUCGCUAUUUAGCACAUUCGACAUAAUAAUGCUUAUCAUCUUAUUUGGGGCAGCAGCUUGGUGGCUAUACAGUUCCAAAAAAGAAAACAAAACAGAUGAUUUACUUCUGAGCAAAUAUUCAAUUCAGCCAGCUGGAGCAAUACAAGUUACAGAGAACUCUUUUAUAAAGAAGCUACAAUCUUCUGGUAGAAGUCUUGUAGUAUUUUAUGGGUCACAGACGGGAACUGGUGAGGAGUUUGCGGGCCGACUUGCCAAGGAAGGCAUACGAUACAAAAUGAAGGGAAUGGUCGCAGAUCCAGAAGAGUGCGAUAUGGAAGAGCUAACGAAAUUGAAGGAUAUACCAAAUUCUCUUGCCGUUUUUUGUGUAGCGACGUACGGUGAAGGUGACCCCACAGAUAAUGCUAUGGACUUCUAUGAAUGGUUAAAGAAUGGAGACCCAGAUUUGACAGGAUUAAAUUACGCUGUGUUUGGACUUGGCAAUAAAACAUAUGAACAUUUUAAUUCAGUUGCAAUUUAUAUAGACAAACGUCUUGAAGAAUUGGGCGCUACAAGAGUAUAUGAGUUGGGGCUCGGUGAUGAUGAUGCAAACAUUGAAGAUGAUUUCAUUACUUGGAAAGAAAAGUUCUGGCCUGCUGUUUGUGAAAAGUAUAAUAUUGAAAGCACUGGUGAAGAAGAAUUAUUGAGACAAUUCCAUCUUGUAACUCAUGCCCCUGGUGAAAUAGCAAGCAAUGAAAUAUUUACUGGUGAAAUUUCUAGACUACAUUCAUUGCAAGUUCAAAGGCCGCCUUACGAUGCUAAGAAUCCAUUCCUAGCUCAAAUUAAGGUUAACAGAGAAUUGCACAAGGGUGGAGACCGAUCAUGUCUACAUGUUGAACUGGAUAUUUCAGAUUCUAAAAUGCGAUAUGAAGCAGGUGAUCAUGUGGCUGUGUAUCCCAUUAAUGAUGAAAACUUAGUAAUUAGAUUAGGAGAAUUGACUGGUGCAGAUCUGGAUGAAGUCUUUUCGCUCAUUAAUACCGACCAAGAGAGCACCAAAAAGAAUCCAUUCCCAUGCCCAACCUCAUACCGUACUGCACUCUCUCACUAUUUAGAAAUAACAGCAUUGCCGCGCACACAUAUUCUACGUGAACUUGUAGAGUACUGCUCAAAUGAAGAGGAUAAGAAGAAACUACUUCUCAUGGCAACAAACUCGCAAGAAGGCAAAGCAUUGUACCAAUCAUUUGUAGUAGACAGCUGUAGAAACAUCGUACACAUUUUGGAGGAUAUUAAGUCAUGCAAACCACCGCUUGACCAUAUUUGCGAACUGCUACCUCGCCUCCAACCAAGAUACUAUUCCAUUUCAUCGAGUCCUAAACUGUACCCGGAGACGGUGCACGUGACGGCGGUGGUGGUGCAGUACGAGACGUCGACGGGGCGCGUCAACAAGGGCGUGGCGACCACUUGGCUGGCGGAGAACAAGCCCGAGCCGGGCAAACCGCUGCCACGAGUGCCUGUGUACAUCAGGAAGUCGCAGUUCAGGUUACCAUUGCAAACUCAAACCCCGAUACUGAUGGUCGGUCCCGGUACUGGGCUGGCUCCAUUCCGAGGUUUCCUGCAGGAACGCUCUUUCGCUCGUCAAAAUGGCAAAGAAGUCGGAGACACCAUCCUUUACUUCGGCUGCAGGCAUCGGGAUCAGGACUAUCUUUACCAAGAGGAAUUGGAGGAGUAUGAAAAAAAUGGUGACGUCAUACUCAAUGUAGCGUUCUCGAGAGACCAGGCCGAGAAGAUAUACGUCACUCACAUGCUGGAGAAGAACCUGGAUCAAAUCUGGGAUGUCCUCGGAAAGAGAAACGGACAUUUCUAUAUUUGCGGUGACGCUAAAAAUAUGGCUGUAGACGUCCGUAAUAUUGUGCUGAGGGCUGUGAGAGAAAAGGGAGGUCGUACGGAGGCCGAAGCGGCACAAUUCCUCAAGAAACUUGAGUCUAUGAAGAAAUAUUCUGCUGAUGUAUGGAGUUAAAACUUCAUAUUUUGAUUAUUCAUCUAGCCUAAUUUUUAGCUUUGAAAUGUAAAUGUUCAACAAUUGUAGUUACGAUGAAAUAUUUCUUGUGACAUUACGUACCUACGUGAACGCAUUAUAGCGGGGUUACAACAUUUUGAUAACUUAUUAUUAAUGUUAUAAACACAGAUUCAAAAGCAACUUAAACUUUAUUUAUUCGUGGCUAAAUAUAUAUAUAUAUAAAUUAUUUUCUGGGAUUAACCAGGGUUAAAGCACAAGUUAUGUUACA
Zerene cesonia (dogface butterfly) is the source of this 2503-nucleotide messenger RNA. RefSeq names its product NADPH--cytochrome P450 reductase (gene Cpr). Gene Ontology annotation, cellular component: cytosol. Bases 184 to 2235 code for a protein of 683 amino acids. The transcript has 12 exons. Lineage: Eukaryota; Metazoa; Arthropoda; Insecta; Lepidoptera; Pieridae. Gene Ontology annotation, biological process: response to hormone. The record is from RefSeq and is a predicted model, not a curated record. Gene Ontology annotation, molecular function: flavin adenine dinucleotide binding; NADPH-hemoprotein reductase activity; FMN binding.